AUGCUAAAAAUUAUUAUCCCUACUAUUAUACUUAUACCCCUUACAUGAUUAUCUAAUCCCAAAAUAAUCUGAAUUAAUUCUACAGCACACAGCCUAAUCAUUAGUCUCUUAUGAAUCCCUCUUGCUAAUCAAUUCACUGAUAACACUCUAAAUUUAUCUGUUAUAUUUUUCUCCGAUGCAUUAUCCACCCCCUUACUCAUACUAACACUAUGACUUUUACCCUUAAUAAUUAUUGCUAGCCAAUCACAUCUGGCCAACGAGCACCCUACUCGAAAAAAGUCUUAUAUUACUAUACUUAUUUUACUCCAAAUUUUCCUAAUUAUAACAUUCACAGCCACAGAACUCAUCAUAUUUUACAUUCUAUUCGAAGCUACACUAAUUCCAACAUUAGUUAUUAUUACUCGAUGAGGUAACCAAGCAGAACGCCUAAACGCAGGACUAUAUUUUCUAUUUUAUACUCUAGUAGGCUCCCUUCCAUUACUUAUUGCACUUACCCAUAUCCAAAAUCUAACUGGAACUCUAAACUUUUUACUAAUUCAAUAUUGAACCACACUACUUCCCACUUCCUGAAAUACAACUCUUUUAUGAUUAGCAUGCAUGAUAGCCUUUAUAGUAAAAAUACCCCUGUAUGGACUACACCUAUGAUUACCAAAAGCCCAUGUAGAAGCUCCUAUUGCAGGCUCAAUAGUCCUCGCAGCAGUGCUACUAAAACUAGGUGGCUAUGGUAUAUUACGCAUUACAGUCCUACUAGACCCCCUUACUGACUUUAUAGCAUAUCCCUUUAUAAUACUCUCUCUAUGAGGUAUAAUUAUAACUAGCUCAAUCUGUUUACGUCAAACAGACCUUAAAUCUCUCAUCGCCUACUCCUCAGUAAGCCAUAUGGCCUUAGUUAUCGCCGCUAUCCUAAUUCAAACUCCCUGAAGCUUCAUAGGAGCUACAGCACUAAUAAUCGCACAUGGCCUAACUUCUUCAAUAUUAUUUUGUUUAGCCAAUUCAAACUAUGAACGAGUACAUAGUCGAACAAUAAUCCUAGCCCGAGGAUUACAAAUAUUACUUCCCCUUAUAGCAGCCUGAUGACUACUAGCAAGCCUCACUAAUUUAGCUCUUCCACCAACUAUUAACCUAAUCGGAGAACUAUUUAUCGUUAUAUCAAUAUUCUCAUGAUCCAACCUAUCCAUUACCCUCCUAGGCCUAAAUAUUAUCCUCACAGCCCUAUAUUCUCUAUAUAUACUAAUUAUAACCCAGCGAGGUAAACACACCCAACAUAUUAACAAUAUCUCCCCAUCCUAUACACGAGAAAAUACUCUCAUAACUAUACAUAUCCUUCCCCUCCUAUUACUAUCCAUUAGCCCUAAGAUUAUUCUCGGCACUCCCUACU
This is a messenger RNA of Artibeus jamaicensis (Jamaican fruit-eating bat), 1378 nucleotides long. The record is from the annotation of a RefSeq genome assembly. Lineage: Eukaryota; Metazoa; Chordata; Mammalia; Chiroptera; Phyllostomidae.